GGCGCAGGUCACGUGAGGGGGACGGAAGUGGCGGAGGUGCAGUGGAGAUGGCAGGGGCUCGGCGCUGAGCUGGGGCGCUCAGUCGGGCGUGGAGCGGUGCCUGGCGCAGGAGCAUCGCCACCAUGUCCCGGCAGUACCUCCGCAGUGAGGACUACCAGGACUACAGCUCCACAGACGCCAGCCCCGAGGAGAGCCCGGCUGAUCGCCCUGGCACAUUCUCUUCCUCUGGCUCCUACCAGCGCUUUGGAGAAAGCAACUCUACAACAUGGUUCCAGACCUUAGUCCACUUGCUAAAAGGCAACAUUGGCACAGGGCUCCUGGGUCUGCCCUUGGCAGUGAAGAAUGCAGGCAUCUUGAUGGGCCCUCUCAGCCUCCUGGUGAUCGGCAUUGUGGCUGUGCACUGCAUGGGUAUCCUCGUCAAGUGCGCCCACCACUUCUGCCGCAGAAUGAACAAGCCCUUCGUGGACUAUGGGGACACGGUGAUGUAUGGGCUGGAGUCCUGCCCCAGCUCCUGGCUCCGGGACCAUUCACACUGGGGCAGGCACAUCGUGGACUUCUUCCUGAUUGUCACCCAGCUGGGGUUCUGCUGUGUCUAUUUCGUCUUCCUGGCUGACAACUUUAAACAGGUGAUAGAAGCAGCCAAUGUCACCACCAACAACUGCCACACCAAUGAGACAGUGGUGCUAACGCCCACCAUGGACUCACGGCUCUACAUGCUAACCUUCCUGCCCUUCCUGGUGCUGUUGGUGUUCUUCCGAAACCUGCGUGUCCUGUCCAUCUUCUCCCUGUUGGCCAACAUCACCAUGCUGGUCAGCCUGGUGAUGAUCUACCAGUUCAUUGUGCAGAGGAUCCCAGACCCCCGCCGCCUCCCACUGGUGGCCUCGUGGAAGACCUAUCCCCUGUUCUUCGGCACGGCCAUUUUUGCCUUUGAAGGCAUCGGCAUGGUUCUGCCUCUUGAAAACAAAAUGAAGGACCCACAGAGAUUCCCGCUCAUCCUGUACCUGGGGAUGGCCAUCAUCACUGUCCUCUACAUCAGCCUGGGGUGUCUGGGAUACCUGCAGUUUGGAGCUAAUAUCCAGGGCAGCAUCACCCUCAACCUGCCUAACUGCUGGCUGUACCAGUCAGUGAAGCUGCUCUACUCCGUGGGCAUCUUCUUUACCUACGCGCUUCAGUUCUACGUCCCGGCUGAGAUCAUCGUCCCCUUCUUUGUGUCUCGCGUGGCUGAGGGCUACAAGCUGGCAGUGGACCUGUUUGUGCGUACAGUGCUGGUCUGCAUAACAUGUGUGCUGGCCAUCCUCAUCCCCCGCCUGGACCUGGUUAUCUCCCUGGUGGGCUCUGUCAGCAGCAGUGCCCUGGCCCUCAUCAUCCCGCCCCUGCUGGAGAUCAGCACCUUCUACUCUGAAGGCCUGGGUCCCCUCACCAUCACCAAGGACGCCCUCAUCAGCAUCCUGGGCUUCCUGGGCUUCGUGGUGGGCACCUACCAGGCGCUGGAGGAGCUGAUCCAGCCUGCCCUCACCCCCAUCCACGUCAGUGCCACCAGUGCCUUUAUGUAGCCACCUGGUGCUGCCCCCCUCCCAUGUGGGCCCAGAGCCACAGGUAGGGCCUAGGCUCCUGGAGUGGCAGGGCUGCUCUCUUAAGCUCUGGCCCUGGGUGUGGGGGCCAGCAGGGGAGAGGCUGGGCCACAGGCCUGGAGGUGCCUCUAGCAGCAGUGCGUUCUGCCUUAUGUGUACUAUUUAACCCAGAAUGUGUCCCUCCUCACCCCAAUUCCUGCUGCACAGCUCACUUUAUUUAAGCAUCUUUUCCCCCUCAUUCUCCCCACUUGUGCUCACCCCUUCUCUGGCCAGGCUUGCACUAGCAGAUGUCCCUCCCCUUCCCACUCUAUCUCCCUACUCUCUCUCUCCCUUUUCUACCUUUCACCUCAGUCUCCCCCCUGGCCGGGAGGUGGGUGUCUGUGGGCCACCCUAGCUGAAGGGUGCUUUCACUGGUCCCCUGCGACCAAAUUGUCACCCCCUCCCUGUCCUCUGUGGGUGACAGUAUUUAUCCUCUUUGGAAGGUUCAGUGCUACCUACAUGGAGAUUAUUUAUUUAAAAUCAGCUUGUGCUUUUAGACUCUGGAACUAAGUCUGGGUGUGUUGGAAAUUGUUCCUUCUCCAGUAGUCUCUAACUCAGUUUCUCCUGCUGAGAAGAAACUGGCUCCAGGACUGGCUUCUGGACUGCUGGCUCUUGACAGGCCUGGCCGUGGGACAAGCUGGUGGCCCCUGGGCAGUUUGGACUCUGCCUGCCUUGCUUAGCCUGGCCUCACACAGAAAAGACGGGAAAGACUGGGAGCGUGUGCCCCCUACCAAGGAGAUGGCAGCUAAGGGGACAUGUUUCUGUCCAAGGGAGCUCAGAAUGGGUGACUGGUUUUCAGGCCUGUGAGCCACAGCCCCUGACACGCCUGGUGCUGGGAAGACAUGCUAUUGGCACGGGAAGAGGAUGUUGGUUCACAGCACUCUCCAUGCAGGCUGAAGUGUCUCAGGUAGAAACGGCACUCGCUACCCACUGCUCCAGGACUAGGCCCUGAAGGACCAGUGUGGACUGUGGAUGACAGCCUUGUAACACUAAUGUGACCCCCUCACCCUCCUCCCAACACCCCUUCCUCCUCCUUGAGUGUCAGGCACAGCCUGGAGUGUCCUCCAGGCCAGCCACAGUCUGGGAACAAGUGCAUAGAGGACCUUGCUUGGGGUCUCUUGUUCUUUCCUCUAGCAGAGAGGAGUGCUUCCUGUGCCCACCCAGGGGUGUGUGUGUGUGUGUGUGUGUGUGUGUGUGUGUGUGUGUGUACACACAUGUGCACCCUCUGUGCUCGUGCACUGUGAGUCUCUGGGUGAGUGCAGUUCACAGCUGUGUGUGUUUGUGUACAUCUCCCAACUCUGUGUGUGUGUGUUUCCACACUCUGGCCUGGAGACAUGACUGGUACACAGGGUCUAGGAAGCAGGACAGCUUUAUUUCAGAUUCUGUUCAUGUCAUCAUGAACCAUGUUCAUGUCCUUCUAUCCGUCCUUUCCUCUCACUACCCCCCUCCUCCCCCGCUGCCCCCAGGUGCCAUAGCUGCUCUUUCUCCGUUCUGAAGCUGAAUCCUCUUGCAGUGAGUUCUAACCCAUCGAGGAACGAAGGUGUGGCCAAUGACUGUGUCCCUUUCUGCUCCCUGGUGCUGACUCUAGUGGGAGGAGGCAGAGACCCCCCCAUCCUGAAGCCUCAGCUUUAGAUGUCACCUGAGAGGGUUCAGGAGCAGUCACAUCCUGUCUGCAGAUGUGCCUAAGCCUGCCGUCCCCCAUAGCCACCUUAGUGCCCUCUCAGGAGGGGUCAGGUGUGCAUCUUGCCUGUGGCAUCCUCAGAGAGGCUUGGGAGCUACUGGAGGCAUCCUGUCUGGGAUGCCUCCACUGGACAUCAGAGGUCCCCUGGUGCCAGCUUCCCUCAGCAUCCCUGUCCCAGACAGGGGUGUAUGAGAGGCAGCUCUGUCUUGAGGCUUCUAGAAGCUGUGUGGUUUGUCCUGUGGCCUCUGUCCUCCUUCCUGGUCUCCUGCUGCUAUGACAAGUGCUGGCAAGUGGGCAGUGUUGCAGGGCUGCUUCAGAAGACCCCAGGAGGUGUCUGGUUGGCAGUCCCUCCUGGCUGUGAGUCAGCUCAGGAGUCAGAAGUCAGCCAGAGACUUUGGGAGUGGGGGAGCCCUGCAUCUGGGCUGCUGGGAAGCUACCUAUCUGGUGACAUGGAGCCUCCUGGUCAGGUGCCAUCGCCUAGAGAAGCAGUGGGCAGCCCCCAACCUGCCCGCCCUGCAACACACUGAAGUGGGAGUCAGGGAGGACAGGGGUGUUGUGGGUGCCUCUGCCUCCAGGACUGGGCCCUGCUGUCCAGCCUGUGACCCUCACUACCCUAGGUUUCUGCUGGAAGAGGCUCCAGUUGACUGUUAUAUAUACCUACCCCCAAAUGCAGGUACGACUGCUUUCUCCCUGUACCUAGAAGUUGUUGCCCCUCACUGGUGGCAUUUCCCAUGCAAAGCUGCUGCCCAGCUGCUGAGGGUCCUUAGGCAUUGGGCCCUGGCCAGAUACAUACCCCAGUCCCCUCUGCACCCCCACCUCUUACACUCAGGCCCUGGCUGAUGCUCAGUGGUCAUAACCUACUCUUCUCUGGGAAUAUGCCUCCUAUCUCUGUGUAUUGAUUAGUGUUUUUCUCUUCCCUGGCCUCUUUUUUUUAAUUUCAAUUUAGUUUUAUUUAAAAUUAAUUGGGGUUUGGUGCCUGCACUACGAAUCCACUGCUCCUGGAGACCAUUUUACCCAUUUUGUUGCCAUUGCCCUUGUUGUUGUAUUGUUAUUGUUAUUGCUGUUGUUGUUGUUGUUAUAGCUGUUGUUGGAUAGGGCAGAGAGAAACCGAGAGAGAUGGGGAAGCCAGAGAGGGGGAGAAAAAAACAGACACCUGUAGAUCCGCUUCACCACUUGUGAUGUGACCCUCUUGCAGGUGGGGGGGGGGGACCUGGGACCUCUUAUCGGGAUCCUCACGCCGGUCCUUGUGCCUCACACCAUGUGCACUUAACCCGGUGCACUACCGCCAGGCCUCCUCUCCGCCUUUUUUUUAAUUGCCACCAGGGUUCUGACUGGGGCUCAGUGCCCACACUGCGAAUCUACUAUUCCUAGUGGACAUUUUUUUCUAUUUUUAUUAGAUAGGACAGAGAGAAAUUGAGAGGGGGAAGAUAGGGAGAGAGACACAUGCAGACCUGCUUUGCUGUUUGUGAAGUGUCUUCCUGUAGGUGGGGAGCAGGGGGGGUAGAACCCGGCUUCUUGUGCAUGGUAAUGUGUGCACUCAAUCUCUUCCACAGAUUCCUCCAUUUAAUACUAAGUACACACCCCCUAGGGUUAUAGAAGUGCAAAGACCCCAGUCUGUGUCCACUUAUACUCUCUACUCAACACUGUGCAGUAGGCCCCAUCAGAGGGCUCACUUUCUAGUUAAUAAGAUGUUAAGGUGGCUGCUUCCUGUGUGACAUCUUGGUGACCUUGGAAUUGAAUUCUCCAAAGCACUUUACAAAUGCUCUGGACCAGGAAGGAGAGGGCGGCCAUAGUUCAUAUCCCAGAUCCUGGCAGAUAAUCAAUGGCAGCUCAUCCUGCUGGGCCUAAAGCCUCUGGGCAUCAGCCUGGUCAGGUUCCUCCCUGUCCUGUGUACCACUGGUCCAGGGGACAUGAGUGGUGCUGAGGGGCUUGGAGUGGGGUGGGGGAGAAGAGGUGAGUGGCUACUUGUAAGACCAGUUCUUUGAGUUCAGCCAGGGAAAUACUAGGGAGACCAUGCUGUUUCAGUGCACAUGACUGCUAUAAAGCCUAUAAGUGAUGUGUGAGUGCAGAUGUGCUAGUCCGACUGUGGGGUGUGUGUGUGUGUGUGUGUGUGUGUGUGUGUGUGUGUACACCCAGCCUUCCCCUCCCCCCUGUGUUUGUAUGCAGAUGUGGAUCAUGUAGGGGUUUCUGGAAGACCCUGUCAGGUUCUGCACAAGGAUCAUAUGUUAAAUUUUUCCUUUUCAAUAAAUGAACUUUAUUUUUUAUUUUUGAGAGGGUGAGGUUUGCAUGUAUGUGUAUGUAUGUGUGUUUGUUUUUAUUUAUUUACUUUUAAUUUAACUUUUUUUUCCCCCCCAGAGCACUGCUCAGCUCUGGCUUAUUAUGGUGCUGGGAAUUGAACUUGGAAGAUUUGGUGCCUCAGACAUUUAAGUUUUUUUUUUUUUUUCCAAUAACCACUAUGCUUUCUCCCCGGCUAUUUAUUUAUUUACUUUCAAUGUCACUGGGAUGCUCUUGUUGACUUUAGGUCACCUUGUGUCCAACAGCAGUGGGAUGACAGAACCCUCUGUGUUUCAGGAGCCCAAGGAAGGGGCCAGGUCAGGCAGUCAUGGUCCUCCUGCUUGAGAACUUGAGCGGAAUGUCCAACCCUAUGCAUGUCAGAUGAAACACAAACAGCUGUGGCCUCUGCUUUCGGUGCCAGCGAGGCUGCAGUGCCCAGUUUCCCACCAGACACUUGCCGAGUCAUUGCUGAGAAGGCAUUUUGUAGGUGUGGGUAAGGUACACACUCAGCUGCCCUUUGGUGAAAACCGUAAUCUUCAAAACAUGGGCAGCUUCAGUCCAGAUGCUGAGUGAAGGCUUCCUGGUACAAGCUUUCUGGCCAGGGUAAGUUCCCUUUCUGCCACAUUCCAUGGAAAGUUAGUCAUUGGUAUUGCCCCCUCUAAGGAUGUGCUGGCUAUCGAGUUAGACUUACUUAAAGUAGAUUCCUCAAGGAACAGGCUCAGAGAGUACUGAUCUCAGUAGUGUAAUGACUGGAACUGGGAGUUGGAGAGCUCAGUGACUGGUCUGUGUCCCCACCAGUGAGUGUUGGCAUGGGUGAAGUGAGCCCUCUGCUUCUGGAACCCCCAUCUCUGUAGGGGAGCCACUGACAGGUGAUGUGAGUCUAGAGAGACAGAGAGAGGACCUGGAGGGAGCAAAGGGCUUCUGCAUAGUUCCUGAAACUUCAGCUGAGCUGAAGAAACAAACCCAUGGCCCAGAGAAGUGAUUCCAUUUGAUUUGGGCUGAGUGCUUUUGGGUUAUAACCCUGUCUUGCCACUUCCUGUGUGCGGGAAGGCACUCAGCCUUUGAUGGUUUAGCUCUUUUGGUUCUGCCUCCUUCCAUGUCCAUACCUGAGGGCUGUGCUCCACCCUGUGGGGAGCCAGGCCCCUCAGAUAAGCCCUCUGUCCUGCUGGCUGCCUCAGAUCACCCCUUACUGAGCCUGAACCCCAGACUCUGCUAGGAAGGUGCUUCCCAGGCCCCACCCCUUCACCCCCACCCCCACAGAUGUUACUGAGAAACCGUGUCUUCAGUGGGUGACAAUUACUAGACCCUGGGUCAUUGCUCCCCCCCACAUACACAAACUUAAAAAUAUAUAUAUUUGGGAUAUGAGUUACAUAUAAAAUGACUCACCUGUUUUUUGUGUUCAGAUUCAUUUUGACAAGUGCAUGAAGUAAUUUGCUGUCCCUUUCUGUUAAGAUACAGAAUAUUUCCAUAAAAGUCCCCUUGUGCCCUUUGUAGUCCAUCCCUCCCCACACCACUCAGCCAUGGGAAACAUCUGCUCUGAUUUUUCUGUCUGACUUUGCUUUUUCUGGAGCAUCGUCAUAGUGGAACUCCACAGUCCUUUCUCUGACUCCGCUCACCUUUUGUAUGUAAAGCUUUUUAUACUCAUCUGUUUUGGCAGGUUUUUUUUUUUCCAUUGCUGAAUUGAUUGGAUGAGCCAUACCUUGUCUAUGAUGGGCAACCAGGCUGUUUCUAAUUGGGGAAGACUGUAAAUAAAGCUGCUCUGAAUAUCCAUGUACACAUCUUCAUGUAGACACGUGUUUUUAUUGCUCUUGAGUAGAUACACAGGAGUGGAACUUCAAUGUUGUGUGAUAAACUUGCUUUAUAAGAUAAACUUACUUUAGGGGAAACUGGAAAGUUGUUCUCCCCCAUGACUGCACCAAUUUGGACCUGUACCCGCAGUUCCUGUACACUGUUUUGGCUUCAUGUCCUCCCUUUGCACUGUGCUCUCGUCUUAGCUGUCUUGAUGGAUGUGUAGUGGUAGUUCACCAUGGCUUCCAUUGGCCUUUGCCUUUAUGUUAAUGGUGUUCUUUGUCUUUUACUAGGUCAAUUUGCCAUUAGUACCUUCUGUUGUGAACCAUCUGCUCAAAUGAUUUCCCUUUUAAAAAAUUCAGUCUUUAAAAAAAUCAAAAUUUUAUUUUGAAAUAAUUAUAAGUUCACAGGAAGAAGCAAAUAUACAGGAGGGCCAGUGUCCUCUCCUCUAGCCUCUGCUGCCCUGGCAUCUUGUCCAUCCCCACACCCGCACGCAGCUGUAGUGCAUUGGAGCUAUGUGCUGGACUGUAGUGCUACCUAUAUGUGAUGCAGAUAGAACUAGAGCACAUAGUAGCCACAUGCACAACCAUGCACACAGUUCUAGUCCAUCAUAGCUGUGUCCUAACUACAUAUUCCUCAACACACUGGAGCUGUGUGCAUAACCAUAUACUUCACUGUAAUGUACCAUCAAAACUCAGAAACUGCUAUUGGCUCACUUGUACUUUCCAAUCAUAUGACUUAAAAAAAAUGUAUGUAGACAGAAAUCAAGAAGGAAGUGGGAGAGAGAGAAGGAGAGGGAGAGUGAGCAGAGGGAGAGACCUGCAGCACUGCACACCAUUCAUGGACUUCCCCUGUGCAGGUGGGGACUUGAGGCUUGAACCUGGGUCCUUGCACACUGUAAUGUGUGCACUCAACCAGGUGUGCCACCACCUGGCCCCUAGUCAUAAGCAUUCGUAUGUGUGGGUGGUUGUGUGUGUGAUUAGUUUCACUUUUGCUCACAGCUCUGUCACAUCUAGCUUCUGCCAUCAUAGUUAAGAGACCUGUCUUUUCAGCUGUGGCUUAUGGUGAUGCUGGAGAGUGAACUUGGGAUCUCUGGUGCCUCAGGCAAAAAAGAUCUUUUUGCAUAACCAUUAUGUUAUCUCCCCAGGCCCACAGUCAAGAUGUUUAACUGUGGCAUCAGCAUAUUCAUGUAACCCCAUUUAUAGACACCCAGAGACCCCCUCCCCCACUUCCCUAACCCCUAACAGUCCUAAUCUGUUCAUCUCUACCAUUGUGACUUCAUGAAUACCAUGAAAUGAAACUAUUUUGAGAUUGCCUUUCA
Molecule: messenger RNA, 8674 nt
Organism: Erinaceus europaeus (western European hedgehog)
Lineage: Eukaryota; Metazoa; Chordata; Mammalia; Eulipotyphla; Erinaceidae
Product: proton-coupled amino acid transporter 1
Exons: 11
Coding region: 123-1553 (476 amino acids)
Biological process (GO): L-alanine transport; proton transmembrane transport; glycine transport
Cellular component (GO): vacuolar membrane
Molecular function (GO): amino acid:proton symporter activity; L-alanine transmembrane transporter activity; L-proline transmembrane transporter activity
Source: RefSeq, a predicted model, not a curated record